ACUUUCAAAAGAGAAGCUGUUGCGAGAAUGGAGAAAGUGAGAAGAUCGGUGAAGCAAAUAGCCUGCACUCCAGCCUCUCAGAGGCUCUUCACUCUCUCUGCUUUCCAGCUUUCUCUCGUCCCGCUCCUAUCCAUCGCCUCCUCUCUCUACUCCGUCGCUCUCCGCCUCCGCCGCCAUCUCUAUCGCUUCAACCUCCUUGAGAAACACAGGUUGCCGGUGCCGGUGAUCAGUGUUGGGAAUUUAACGUGGGGAGGCAAUGGGAAAACUCCAAUGGUCCAGUUUCUGGCGCGCUGUUUUGCUGAUGAUGGAAUUUCACCUCUCAUUCUCACUAGGGGAUACGGUGGUGCAGAUGAAGCCAAAAUGCUUCAGAGGCAACUCCGGGGAAUAUCUGUGAAAAUUGGUGUAGGCGCAAAUCGAGUAGCCAUUGCUGCUAGACUUCUGGAACAAUAUGGCUAUGUAACUUCCCCUGGUGGUUCGCAGAAACAACUAUCUGAAGAAAAAACAGAAAUUCUAUCUAAAGCGGAUAUGAUUGGGGUUGCUAUCCUAGAUGAUGGGAUGCAGCAUCUCAGUGUGUGGCGUGAUGUAGAGAUUGUGAUGGUGAAUGCGCUGAUGCCAUGGGGAAAUCAUCAGUUACUCCCACUUGGACCAUUAAGGGAACCUUUGACUGCACUCAGACGAGCUGAUAUUCUAGUCAUCCAUCACGCAGAUUUGAUACAGGUAAACGAUACAGAUGCCUUAGAAUCAAUGAUUCGAAAAGUCAAAGUAUCACUUCCAAUUUUCUUCACUAAAAUGGCUCCAAUGCACUUCCUCCCAUGUCGAGAUGUUUCUUGCAAACUGUCACUGAAGGCUGUAGAUAAUAUGACUGUACUCUGCCUUUCAGGCAUUGGCUUUGCUGAUUCCUUUAUUCAGACAAUUGAAAGGAUGGGAGCCGCAUAUGUGGAUCACCUAGAUUUCAGUGACCACCAUUUAUUUCAAUUGAAGGAUAUUGAAGUGGUACGAACAAGACUUCAAGAACUUGAAUCCGAGUAUGGUGCUAAGCCAAUUGUUGUUGUAACUGAAAAGGAUUAUGACAGAGCUCCAGAGGUACUUGAACAUUUGAAACCUUACGAAGUUUUAGUACUUUGUAGUCACUUGCAAUUUCUGGCGCACAAGGGAAGCACAGAAGAUAGCUUCAAAAAGAUUAUGUGGGAGCGUUUAAGACAAAGGUCGGGAGUAACUAUGUCUUUAGGAUAAGGGGUUGGAUCUUGUCCAUGACAAAUGGAUACAGAGUUUUUUUGGCUUUCUGGAAACUCUUCCUUGUUCUUGGUUCUCCUUUUACCUGUAUUUUGUGAUACAGCUGCAGUUAUUAUUCUAUGCUGAACAUAGUUCUAUAUAGUUUGAACUUUUCUCACAUCUAGAUUUGGAGAAAGGUAAAGUUAGAUUAGACUGGAGCUUAGACGAAUCUUAUCGAGCCAAGUAUAUUAUAUCUUAAGUUUAUUUGAUUUGUUAUCGAACAUUGGGAAAUAUGUGCUAAUUAAUCAAAUCAAGCUUUAAUCGAGUAACACAACAAGCUU
Molecule: messenger RNA, 1553 nt
Organism: Sesamum indicum (sesame)
Lineage: Eukaryota; Viridiplantae; Streptophyta; Magnoliopsida; Lamiales; Pedaliaceae
Gene: LPXK
Product: tetraacyldisaccharide 4'-kinase family protein
Biological process (GO): lipid A biosynthetic process
Molecular function (GO): ATP binding; lipid-A 4'-kinase activity
Source: RefSeq, a predicted model, not a curated record